GAUUCCAACCUCGGCCGGUCCUUACUUUGAUUUUUCAAGUAUUUUUCUAUCAUUCCAAGCAAACAAGAUAACUUUCUAAACCCGAAAUCACGCGAAUAUACAUCUGUCAUCAUGCAAUUCUCCAAAAUCUCCGGCGCAACUGCCGCCCUCCUUAUCUCCAUGAUCUCUGCCUCCCCCAUCGCUCUUACCUCCGAUGUCGUUCAGCACAGUGGAUCCCACGUUAAACCUACCGGUUCUAUCGAGCACUCCUUCAAGAUCCACUCUACCGGUUCCUUCACUGCUGAGGAGCCCAUCCCCACUAGCACCAAAGAAGAGGAAUCUAAAUUCACCAUCCACCCAUCUGGUGGUAAGAACGAAGCCCAUCACUUCCGACCAUCUGGUUUCGAGUCUCAUGACGGCCCCAAACCAACUGGUCUUGCAUCCAAAGCCCACGAAAGCAGCCAUGCCAGGCCAACUGGUCAUUUCUCUAAGAGAGCUGUUGAAACAGAUAUUGUCGAAGGUACUACCGUGCGCAAAUCCCACAAUGCAAAGCCCACAGAGAUUGCAGUUCACGAGCAUGAAAGUAGCCAUUCAAAGCCUACUGGUAGUGGGAAGAAAGAACAUGUCCAUCCCUCUGCAACCUCUGUCUUCAAAGACAAGAAGCCAUCUGAAAGUGGUCAAGCUAAGAUAUCUGGAAAGGGUAGAAAGGAACAUAAGAGUGGAGAUGCAAAACCUACUGGAGUCAAGGAGAAUAAGCCACAUAAGAGCGGAAAUGCUAAGGCAUCUGGAAAGAACGAGAAGGAACAUAAAUCUACUCAUACUAAACCUACUGGAACGAAACAGCCCUCUGCUCAUGAAUCCGGCAAUGCCAAACAUUCUGGUACCAAGCAGCACUCUCAGGUUCACGAAUCAAGCCAUGCUAGGCCUACCGGGCAUAAAGAGUCCGCUCGUGCUGCUGAAAGCGGUCAUGUUAAACCAACUGGUACUCACGAGAGUGGACAGACUAAGCCUACUGGCAAAGGCAGCAAAGGUCACGAGAGUGGACAAGCAAAGCCAACCGGCAAGGGAAACAAGGAACACAAAUCAAACCACUCCAAACCAACCGGUAAAGGAGGCAAAGAACACAAAUCCCAGCACGCCAAACCUACCGGCACCAAAAUACACUCUCAAUCGCACGAAUCCGGUCAUGCUAGACCUUCCAAUGUUAAAGAAUCAGCUCGGGCUGUUGAGAGCGGCCAUGCUAGGCCCACUGGUGCCCACAUGCAAAAGCCUGAAUUCACGGGUAGGGUUGAGAUUGAUAGUAAGACUUUUGAAUUUAAGACUGAGACGAUGACGUUUGGAACUAAGACGUUUAUCGUUACUGGGGUUUUGCCUGAGGAGACCGGAAAGUUUAACAUCCUUUAGAGAUUCAAGGAUUAGAUUUUUCGGUUUGGAGAGAUGGAUGUUAGGGAUGUUUUUUUGUGAGCUUGGUGACUUGAGGAUGUUCUUUAGAUUCUUUUUCUGUACUUUUUGCAAAACCACUUUUUGUGGAGGCGUGGAAGAUAUAUGUUUCAAUGUCUGAGAUAGCUGUUUUAGAAUUUGUUGUUUAAAGAGAGAUUAGCA
Messenger RNA from Botrytis cinerea B05.10, 1581 nucleotides. RefSeq lists its product as hypothetical. Bases 112 to 1383 code for a protein of 423 amino acids. The record is from RefSeq and is a predicted model, not a curated record. The transcript has a single exon. Lineage: Eukaryota; Fungi; Ascomycota; Leotiomycetes; Helotiales; Sclerotiniaceae.